Microbotryum saponariae is the source of this 1197-nucleotide messenger RNA. NCBI's taxonomy places the organism in Eukaryota, Fungi, Basidiomycota, Microbotryomycetes, Microbotryales, Microbotryaceae. The record is from the annotation of a GenBank genome assembly.
AUGGUGCUCGUGCUCGUACUCGGUGACAUCCACAUCCCCAUCCGUACCCACGACCUACCCGCAAAGUUCAAGAAACUACUCGUAAGACGCCUUCACGCCUGUGCUCCGCCUCGCACUGAUGCAUCGUCCCCCUCUCUGCCCUCACCCCACACGUGGUUGAUCAACCCUCCGCGCCUUCACUACCCCACCCACUUGCCACCGCACCCCACAGGUCCCAGGCAAGAUCCAACAGAUCCUUUGUACAGGCAAUGUGUGCGAUAAAGAAACAUGGGAAUACCUCCGUAGCGUCGCACCUGACUUGCGAGGCGUCCGCGGCGAAUACGACGAGGUGCGCGUCUCCCUUACGCUUAUCCCCACACCCUCCGACCCAUGGACUGAUUGCCCUCUCCCUCGGUGAACCCGUUCAGAACCCUGCCCUCCCCCCUUCCAUGGUCCUCCAACACGGGCCCUUACGGAUAGGCGUCCUGCACGGCCAUCAAGUCGUCCCCCUCGGCGAUACCGAAGCGCUCAGUGCGAUCGCGAGGAAACUCGAUGUCGAUGUUCUCAUCUCGGGCGCGACCCAUCGGUAAACUUAACCCUCUCAUCUGGCAGGCACACAAAAGUAUAUUCCCGUAGCCUCGUCGAUCGGGCUGACUCUCUUUUACUUCCGAACGUGACCUGCAGAUUCGAAGCGUUCGAAUAUGAUGGCCGGUUCUUCAUCAACCCUGGAUCGGCGACCGGCGCUUUCUCCCCUCAUUGGACACCACCGGCUACGACUACACCGACGACGAUCAACCACCCUUCUACCUCUUCGACAACCGGCGUCGAGUCCACUACCCCCGCGACGACCUCCACUCUGAGCACAGGAACCAAGACUGCGGAAGAAGGUAGACCCGGGUCCGAAGCAACUGCUGCAGGAACGACAGAUCCCAAAGCAGAGGGGAGAACGAACGGUGCAGGAGAAGAAGAAGCAGAGACGGAGCAAGAUCAAUUCAUCGAACCGCCUUCGCCGACACCUUCGUUCGCCUUGUUGGAUAUUCAAGGCAAUGUCGUCGUCACGUUAGUUUCACGCGGCUCCGAGGAGAGUGUUCAAGGAUGGGGGUACUAAUUUUUUUUGGUUUUUUUUUGUUUGGUCGGGGCUCUUGGGGAAAUAGAUACGUGUAUCAGCUUGUGGAGGGUGAGGUCAGGGUCGAAAAGAUUGAACAUCGCAAGGCGUAG